This is a messenger RNA of Schistocerca americana (American grasshopper), 1464 nucleotides long. RefSeq lists its product as uncharacterized. Lineage: Eukaryota; Metazoa; Arthropoda; Insecta; Orthoptera; Acrididae. The coding region runs from base 1 to 1464 and encodes 487 amino acids. The record is from RefSeq and is a predicted model, not a curated record. The transcript is spliced from 2 exons.
AUGCUUGAAAACUUGGUAAUAAGUGUGAGAAAUUCCUCAAAAUCUAGCGUACAAGAGUUCUCAAAUACCAGUCAAAUAAGCAGCACACGACCAAAAACAAAAACAGCGGAACUUACUUUAAAACUAAGUAAUAGGUUUAGUGUGCUUGAAAAUAGCACAGAGGAGAAAGAACAAUCAAAUUGUAUCAUCAUCCACACGGACAGUUCAGUGAUCAACGCUAAAUUGCGCUCACAAAGCAAAACAAAUCGGCCUACUAUUUGUAAACAAAAUAAAAAACACACGUUGGAAAAUAGACAUGAAAUCCUUAUUCUAGCAGACAGCCAUGGAAGAGGUGUAGCCGAAAUUAUGAGUUCUAAGAAAACAGGAUUCAAGGUAACUGGCGUAAUCAAACCAGGAGCGCCACUAUGUGAAGUUUUAAAUAGCUGUAAUCAAUCUAUGACGAAUGGCAGGACAUGUGUGAUAAUUGGAGGCGCCAACGAUGUAUCCCACAAUGAAACUAGACGUGCUACAACAGGUUUAAAGCAAGUAAUCUGUAAAAUGCCUGAAGUGAAAUUUUUUGUUGUCAGUAUCCCUCUUAGGUAUGAUCUCAUGGAAAACUCUUGCGUGAAUACUGAGAUUAUUACCGCCAACAGACUUUCCGCUAAGAUAUGUCGAGGUUAUCCUAAUGCUACAUAUGUUAGGAUAAAUAGUGAUUGCAGAGAGCAUUUUAAAGAGCAUGGACUUCACAGAAACAUGAAAGGGAAAGAAGCCAUGAGUGCUGAAAUAUCGAAUGCUAUUAAAGACUCUAAAGUAGAACGAAACCCUAUUACACUGUCUGAAAAUGGCCUUAUUAAAGUAUCAACAUUAGUGGAAAUAGGAAGAGCUGAUGACCCACAAUCAUUGGUAGCAACAGAAGAUUCUUUGACGUUAGAAGACGUAAAAACAUCUGAAGUGUUGUCCAGUACAGCAGCCACAUCAGCUAAAUUGUCAGUAAUGUCGAAAUCAUCAAAAACAGCUGAACCAUUAUCAUCAGCAGCAGAUGUACCACCUUCCCCAGCAGGUUCAAAAUCAAGUCCAGAAUCUGUGACUAGUCCAUCAAUCAGAAGAACAGAGGCAAGACCAGUGGUACAAAAUGCCACUCAGAUAUCAUCAACAGAAGAAAAAUCAACACCAUCGAAGCAUCAUUUAUCAGCUUCAUAUGCAGCUUCAACGUCCACAGUAACGUCAGUGCCAACUGUAGUUCAAGAUUUAAACGAAAAUGCAGUUUCAGCUAAAGUUCCAGUAUCAAUUGGAACAUCAGUUACAAAAACGGACUCAGCAUCAAAACUGGCAGCAUCUCCAACAUCCACUGAAUCAUCAGCUUCAGAAACACCUCCACACAGCUAUAUUAAUAAACGUGUUCCCAUAGCAAAUUUACUUGAGAGCAAUACACAUGUAACAGGCAGACUGGUCAACAUUCACAUUAAAAAGGAACAAUCACUGUAA